GAGGAGAGGCGGCGGUGAUUCCCUGGGGAGCCCUGCAGAGCGCCUCUGAGUCUUCUCUGAGCGGCUGCCGCUUCCGUCGAUCGCCAGCCUGGGCUCUAUGUAAGCUUCCUCCCCCCCCCACCCCCUUUAGCUCAGAGUUAGCAGCAGCGCGCAACAAGUUGCUUAGGGAGAUGUAAGCACCUCGUCUUAUCUCCAGACUGAACUCAGCGUAAGACAGCCAGAAAAUCGGCAAAAUGAUAGCAGAACAAGAUAUGAGUUUAGUGUUGCAAAACUGAACGGUUUUGUGUAUGACCUGUUACUGGAAACAGCUGUCAACAUUGCCAGUUAUGGCUGCAGUCAUCAAUUCAUCGUUUUUGAAUUUUAAAGAUGGUCAUAUUGACCUGCCUUCUGAAGCUAAUGAAGCGUUGCUGCUUAUCAUGCUGGGGAAAGUAUUUCUCAAUCUCUUUCUAUUGCAAGUCAGAAAACCCAGUCACCAUCAGAGUUUUAUGAGCUACUUCUGCAUUUCACUAGCUAUCUUUGACUUGAUACUUCUGGGAAUGAUGUUCCUCAUUUUCUGUAAUCGGAAUGCUUUGAUUGGGGAGAUUAGGUUUACUGAGUAUCACAUCUGUCUUUUGCCUCAGAUCACCGCCUUUGUCUAUGGAAUUUUACAUUACCCAGUUUCUUUGAUAGCUGGUUUGGAUUAUUGCAUUACAAUAACCCACACUUCCAAAUAUCAGAAUAAAUGUUGGAAAUCACUGUACAUAGUUGCUGUGUUACUCACAUGGAUUUCUGUGCUUGGUUAUGUUCUGAAUCUUCAGAGCAGUUCUUUAUGGCCAAACCUAAAUAAUGACAAUUAUGGACAUCAAUGUCCUUUCUACAUUAGCAGCCAAACUUACUGGCUCUCGCUUGGUAUGUUGUCCAUAAUAUGCUUGGUUCUUGUUUUCUGUUGGUCAGAAAUUAUAAAUAUGAUGCAAUCCACUCAGUUUAUUUCCUUUGAUAGAGACAUUGUUCUGCUGUUUCCUUAUGAACUUGAGGGCUGCGCCAGAGAUCGUUCAAAACAUCUUUUGUCAAGACUUCUGAUCAGCUUUAUGGGCACUUGGACACCAUUUAGUAUGCUCCAAAUGCUCAUUGUGUUACUUAAUGCUGAGAUUCCUGCCCACAUUGAGAUGAAUGUCCCCUGGCUUUGUUUUGUCAACAGCUUUCUUAUUGGGAUUGCAUGUUGGGUGAGAUGCCAAGACAUUGAGUUCACUGAAGACUCUUGGGAUGUGGAUCCAUUUGUCAGCUGGAAAUUUUGCUUUACACCUUCCAGCUUUCAAAACACUGAUAAAGCUGUAAAGCUGGACAAUGAAAUCAUAAUCUGUUAAUGAGCUAUUAUAUGAUAAUAUAGACUGGAUUGCAAUCAAUGGAGAAGGCUGCAAGUUAAGUUUACGAACUACAGGAGAGGAAGAAAAUCAAAUGAGAUAUUGGUUGAAAAUCUUCUCAAGUUCUGCGUGUAUAGGAACAUGGCAAUAUAAAAGAAUACUACACUGUUUUCCAAGUUGAAUUUCCAGUAUGGGUUGUUAUUUUAAAAUAAAGUAAUGAAGUAUUUACUAUGUUGCUAUUGAUUGAUGGAUUAUGUGCCAUCAAGUAAUUUUUGACUCCUAGCAAUUACAGAUAGAUUUUCUUCAUGGACCAUGUGGUUAUAAUUAACAUUAACGAAGGAUGUAACCCAACAAGUAUCAAAUUCUUAUUUGAGAAUGAUUACCUCACAAGGUUGCUAUUAUACAAAAAAAAUGGAGAUCCCUAUAUAAGCUAGGAAGGAAGAAGAAAAGAAGGUAAGUAGGUUUGGGGUAUCCUGUAUUUUCAAUAUAAGAUGACUUAAAUGAGUUGGUCAUUUUGUCAAUCAGAAUUGGUUCAUUUAUUUUGAAUUUAUUAGCCACCCAACUCCAAUGAAGUCCUUCAAAGAAUAAAACUAAAUGAUAACAAACUUAAAAA
Molecule: messenger RNA, 1953 nt
Organism: Crotalus tigris (Tiger rattlesnake)
Lineage: Eukaryota; Metazoa; Chordata; Lepidosauria; Squamata; Viperidae
Gene: GPR160
Product: G protein-coupled receptor 160
Exons: 3
Coding region: 288-1343 (351 amino acids)
Cellular component (GO): plasma membrane; signaling receptor complex
Source: RefSeq, a predicted model, not a curated record